CUUAUGUCAAAAUUUGUGUCUGUAUAUGUUUAUAUUUAACGUUUUUUUAACUAAGAUUUUUAUUGUUCCAAAAUUUGAGUCGAAUAACCAAUCAAAGCGUUUUUUGACUGAAAUUCGAAAUAUUUUUAUCAUAAUAAAAUGGGUGAUUCCUCUAACAAGGAUCAGUAUGACCAAGCCCUUGUUUCCAUCUUAGAAAAUGAAAAAUCGAUUCUUGGAUUUCUGUCCACCAUAUUUUCCUUUCUAGCGAGACGAACUGACUUUUAUUAUGUACCUAAAGAUCCAAAUGAAAAUAUGGGCUUUCCGCCUGGUGUAGCUGAAGAACUAGUUGUAAAAGUCUUAAGAAAAUGCGACCCCAAAACAUGGAAACUAAGUGAUUCGAAAGCCGAUGAUAUUAAUGAUGAGAUCAUGUGUUCAACCGUGGCCCAGGAGGUAGAAAUUGUAGAUGAAAGUUCUAGUCACAGCAUACCUACGUCUACCACUGAUAUGUGCCAACACUCCUCUCAAGACGAAGAUAAAAAAGACUCUAUUAAAAGUGAUAAAUCGAAUCUCCCGAAAAACUAUAAGACACCACCUGUUAAACCAGCUGGGAGAUUUGACAAUAUACCAGUUGGGCCACCAGCCAUUAUUCCAUUACAAAAUAGUGAAUCAUAUAAUGGAGCUGUAAGAGAAAAGUAUACAUGGUCACAGUCUAUUAUGGACUUGGAUAUAAUUAUAAAACUACCCUCCCAUGUUAAAUCAUCAAAAGAUUUAAAAGUGAAGAUACAAUCAGCUGACAUCUGUGUGGCAACACGCAGUGGCGAAAUUAUCAUCAAUGACUCUUUUCCGUUUAAGAUUAAGGCAUUUGAAAGUGUUUGGAGUUUGAGCGAGGGGAGGCUACUUAUUCAUUUAGAAAAAGGCCAAGAGCGUUGGUGGAACAAAUUAUUGAAUGGAGAAGAAGAACUUGAUUUGGAUAAACUUGACUGCUCCAGACCGCUUGCCGAGUUGCCGGAAGACCAUAUUGAAAAGGUCAGAGAACUUACAUGGAAUCAGGACCAGAAGAGGAAAGGACUUCCCACUAGUGACGACAUACGGAAUAUCGAAGUUUUAAAGAAAGCCUGGAACAGCCCUGGAUCUCCGUUUCAAGGCAAAGAGUUUGAUCCAAGUGUUGUUUAUAAACAAUAAUGUAAUUAUUUGGCAACGCUGAUAUUACCUAUAUCUGAAAUAAUAUAUAAUUUAUACUUCUAUUUAUAUUAACAUGUUUAUUCCAAGACAUCUUAGCAAUUUGCUUGAUGGCAGUAAAAAUGUAUCAUAGGUAUAAGUCAAUGUAAUUACACUUAUGAUUGUCAAAA
Molecule: messenger RNA, 1328 nt
Organism: Leptidea sinapis
Lineage: Eukaryota; Metazoa; Arthropoda; Insecta; Lepidoptera; Pieridae
Product: nudC domain-containing protein 3
Exons: 5
Coding region: 139-1161 (340 amino acids)
Biological process (GO): protein folding
Cellular component (GO): cytoplasm
Source: RefSeq, a predicted model, not a curated record